This is a messenger RNA of Paramecium pentaurelia, 1557 nucleotides long. NCBI's taxonomy places the organism in Eukaryota, Ciliophora, Oligohymenophorea, Peniculida, Parameciidae. The record is from the annotation of a GenBank genome assembly.
AUGAAUAUAAAAGUUAAGUUUCCAAAUGGACAUUUUUUAGAGUUCUAAUGUCCAAAUCAUUGGACAACUGAAUAAGUACAAAUCAACUUUAUAUUAGAUUUGUUAAUUCUCUGCCAGAAAUUAAUCCUUCUAUGAUCCAGAAACAAUUAAAUUAUAUCAUGGUGGAUUGGAAUUGAAUGGCAAUGAGAAAUUACAUGAAAUUGUAAAAAAAUAAGAACAAAUUGUAUUUUUAACAGUAAUUGGUAAUAAAAAACAACCCUCAUAAACAAAUAAGUAAUUACUUUACCUUGAAUAUACAAAAAAUAUUCAAAGAGUAUAGUUUGCUAAUUAAUUUACUUUAUCUAAUCUCUAGCCAAUAAAUAAUUAUAUGCCAAUCAUGGGAUUAUAAUACUAGUAGAACACUUCAGAAAAAAUACAAAAAAAAUAAUAAUAAUUAUUAUUAUUAUAAUAAAGGAGAUUAGGUAAGAAUAAAUUAAGAAAUUAGAUGACAGAGAUUCCCCUAUGUAGUAAGAGAUCUUUUUCCAUUUUAAAAUGAUCUGUUAUAUUGGAGCAUUCUAUACUUUAUUUAGCUCUUAUUUUAAGGGUUAGAAUUAUUAUUAUCUCUUGGUGAUUAUUGGAAUUUAUUAUUGGAUAAAAUAUCAAGAAUUUAAAGCAUAAUUAAGAUAAUAGCUGUAAUAAUAAUAAUAAUAAUAAUAAUAAUAAUAAUAAUAAUAAUAAUAAUAAUAAUAAUAAUAAUAGUAAUAAUAAUAGUAAUAAUAAGAGAACAUAAAUAAUAAACAUAAGGAAAAAAUAAAUCAACCAUAAAAUCUAAGCAACAAUUCAAAAUUGAACUAUAACAAUUUUGAGUAAUAACUUGAAUAACAAGAGAAUCUUGAUGAAUUAGAUUCAUUUAAUGAUUAUGAAAAUGAAUAGGAUUUUUAAAUUGAUAGUAAAGAACACCUCUAAGAUUUUUUGAUUAGGCAAGCUAAAAUAUUACAGGCAUAAGAAUUAUAAAAAUAAGAUUAAAUGGGAAAAAUUGUAAGUAAAUAAGAAUCAAAUUAAUAAAUUAAUGAUAAUGAAAAGAAAAUAUAGAGAUAGCAAGAAAAUAAAUUCAAGAUCUCCUCAGAUUAAAAAACUUAAUUAAUUGACACAUAAGAAUAAAUCUUUAAAGAAGAGGAGGAUUUGCAAUUUAAUAAAAAAUAAUCUCAAGAAAAUAUUUAACAAAUAAUUUCUAAAGAAGCUGCUUAAAUUAAUAGUUAGAAUAACAUAGAUGAACCAUUAAUGUAAAAUAAUGAGAAGAAAGAAGGUGAAGAUCUGAAGGAAAAUGAAAUUCCUGAUGAAAAUAUAUAAGAGAUACAAUAUGAAAAAUAGGAAAGUGAAGAUUAAGAUGAAGAACCUGAAUUAGAGGAAGAAAUUCGUAGACUUAAAUAAUAAUAAUAAAGUAAUCAAUUUAUAAACAAAUUAUUAGAUUAGAAAAUAACUAUUAGUACAUUCUUUAAAGCUGUUUUUGAAUUCAUUUACUGCUAUAUCAUGUCUUUAUUUCCAUUUUGGCAUGUUGGAUUGUAUCAAUAAGAAUGA